Ziziphus jujuba (common jujube) is the source of this 2957-nucleotide messenger RNA. RefSeq names its product protein DETOXIFICATION 46, chloroplastic. The transcript is spliced from 14 exons. Gene Ontology annotation, biological process: transmembrane transport. Gene Ontology annotation, molecular function: antiporter activity; xenobiotic transmembrane transporter activity. NCBI's taxonomy places the organism in Eukaryota, Viridiplantae, Streptophyta, Magnoliopsida, Rosales, Rhamnaceae. Gene Ontology annotation, cellular component: membrane. The coding region runs from base 282 to 1985 and encodes 567 amino acids. The record is from RefSeq and is a predicted model, not a curated record.
UAAAAUUUUAGCUGUUGAAAACACAUCAUUAGAGAACAACAAACAGCAUAAGGGGCAAAUGUGACAUUAUGUUUAGUUUAAAAGGUACGAGCGCAAAAGAUAAACGAAGUGUUGAGUUAGAGCUCGUCGACCGUCCACGUGGCUCCACGAAUUCAAAUCUGAAAAAUAUAAACCACACAGACUCUUCCGCCACGUCUGCUGUGCCGUCUCUCCCAUUUGAAAUUCUCUUUCUUCUUUAGAUUUUUGGGACAGAAUUUUCUCUGCUCCAAUUUUCCGGGAAAAUGAAUCAAACGACGGUUCACAAUCGCACACAUUUCCUCAAAAACCCUAGGCACCUUUACACUCCCUCUCGGUCUUCUCCAACCUUCGUCAACCUCAAUACUUCGUCUUUCUCUUCCGCUACUCCACCACGCCUCUGUAACACUCUUCGCCUCCCAAAUUUACGCUGUUCCACAACCAAACGCCGUCGUUUCAGGAUUGUAAUGGCUUGCGUUAGCCCUGGCCAUGAAAAAGAUCAAGACGAUUUUAGAAUUUCCAGCGGGAAUGAAAACAUCGUUGCUUUGGUCUUCAAUGAAGACAAUGAGGAAGGUGAACUGGUUGUGGAAGUGCAGAGAAAAGACUUGGAGAAUCAGAGUAUAUGGAAUCAGAUGAAAGAGAUUGCUGUGUUUACAGGACCUGCGACGGGGCUUUGGAUAUGCGGACCUCUGAUGAGUCUCAUUGAUACGGCGGUUAUCGGUCAGGGAAGCUCUAUUGAGCUCGCCGCUUUAGGGCCUGGAACAGUUUUAUGCGAUUAUAUGAGUUACACAUUCAUGUUUCUUUCUAUUGCAACUUCCAAUAUGGUUGCCACUUCACUUGCCAGACGGGAUAAAAAUGAAGUGCAACAUCACAUAUCUAUGUUGCUGUUUCUUGGAUUGGCUUGUGGCACGGUUAUGCUUUUGUUCACAAGAAUUUGGGGUCCAUGGGCACUAACUGCUUUUGCUGGUGCAAAGAAUGCAGAUAUUAUACCUGCAUCAAACACAUAUGUUCAGAUUCGAAGCUUGGCAUGGCCUGCAGUUCUUAUUGGUUUGGUUGCUCAAAGUGCGAGUCUUGGCAUGAAAGAUUCCUGGGGACCUUUAAAGGCUUUGGCAGCAGCUACUGUUAUAAAUGGUGUUGGUGAUAUACUACUAUGUAGAUAUUUAGGCUAUGGCAUUGCUGGUGCAGCAUGGGCAACAAUGGUAUCACAGGUUGUAGCAGGAUAUAUGAUGAUUGACGCUCUGAACAAGAAAGGAUAUAAUGCUUUUGCCUUCUCUAUUCCCUCACCCAAAGAACUUUUGACAAUAGUUGAGCUCGCUGCUCCUGUAUUUGUAACGAUGAUAUCAAAGGUGGCUUUUUACUCUCUCCUUACCUAUGUUGCUACAUCCAUGGGUACCCACACCAUGGCUGCUCAUCAGGUCAUGAUUCAAACAUUAUGCAUGUGUACUGUAUGGGGUGAACCUCUCUCUCAAACAGCACAAUCAUUUAUGCCCGAGUUGUUACAUGGAGUCAACCGUAGUUUGGAAAAGGCCAGAAUGCUGCUCAAAUCACUUGUCAUCAUUGGGGCUAUACUAGGCUUAGCACUGGGAAUUAUUGGAACAUGUAUUCCUUGGUUGUUCCCCAAUAUUUUUACACCUGAUCAGGAGGUCAUACAUGAGAUGCACAAAGUUCUGAUACCGUACUUUCUUGCUUUAUCUGUGACGCCCCCCACCCACAGUCUCGAGGGAACAUUGCUGGCUGGACGAGAUCUAAAAUUUCUAAGUCUGUCGAUGACUGGAAUCUUUUGUUUGGGGUCACUUCUGCUCAUGUUUGUGAGCAGUAAAGGCUAUGGUUUGCCAGUCUGCUGGUAUGCAUUUGCUGGAUUUCAAUGGGCUCGUUUUUCCCUCUCUCUUCGACGCCUUCUAUCACCUGAUGGUGUAUUACACUCUGAAGAUAUGUCUCAGUGUAAGCUAGAAAAGCUAAAAGCGGUUUAGCUUAGGAGUCUGUUUUGAACAAUUGUGAUAAAUGGUAUUAUAAGCACCUUUGUGAGGAUGAAAACUUGUGUUUAUAACAAUGGCAUUGCCAAUUAUUAGUGGUUUUGUCAAUAGACAUAAAAUUUAGGUUGUCAUUAUUCUUUGAUGUCUCAUCGAGACUAAGGCAUAAGGUAUGCAUCCCCUCUAUUUAAGUCCUUGAAUUACAAUGCAGGCCGGUUCUUGGUUAGAUCACUUGUUGCAAUCGUUAUGUACCUGAGAAGAAUGUAUUUGUAACUUAUAACUCUGAAUGGAGUAAGCAAAUUUCUUGAUACUACCACUUUGUGUGUUGAAGCUCUUGUAAGAUUCUUCUUUUACGGUAGUACUAUUUUUGUUCCUCAAAUUUGCCUCAUGGAGAAUGGCCGUGGGUAAAAAACAGUACCAUCUUAAAGAUUUGUUAUGAACGCAGAUAAAAUCUAAAUUAUUGCUGAUUUUCUCUUUUCUUUAAUAUCAACUCUCAAGCGUAAAUUCUUAUCCAAAAAAAACAAAAAAAAAAAAAAAAACCUCUCCAAUGUAAAUGUUCUUCUUUUUUCAGCUUGAUAGAAUUAGCAAGAAAUGAAAUCUCCCACUAUCAGCUUUCAUUGGAUAAAUAAAUGUAAUUAAUAUGAUCCUAUCUUAAACUUCCACAACCAAUUAAAACCCUUAUUAAUCAUGAUUUGAGAUAAUCUGAUCACAAAACUAGGUCAUGUACAAAUUUCACGAGACUUUUGAGUCAAUUUCAAACUAGUUGACAAAAAAAAUCAUAGAAAACCAAUGAAGUAUCGAUUGCAUUUAAGAUACAUAAGUUUGUACUGCUCUUUGCGUUCCCCAAUAUGCUGCAUUUAAAGAACAUAAGACAGUUCUAGUUUCCAAGUUAAUGCUACUUCGGCCAAUUCAAGGAAACAGAAUGAUAUUGAAUAGUUACGGUAAAGCGAUAGUUUCUGCUUUCUACGAACC